AUGUUUCCUUCAGGCGCCGGAGACCAGGCCCUGUUCACAUCCCUCUACACCACCCUGGCCCAGCAGCUGCCCCGGGAGCCCAUGGAGUGGAGGAGGACGUAUGGCCGCGCCCCUAAGAUGAUCCACCUGGAGGCCAACUUUGUGCAGUUCAAAGAAGAGCUCCUGCCCAAAGAAGGAAACAAGGCUCUGCUUACCUUCCCCUUCCUGCAUGUGUACUGGACUGACUGUUGUGACACGGAGGCGUACAGGGGCUCGGUGAAGGAGGACAUGCUGCGGUGGCAGAACAGUCUCAGGACUCACGGAUCCUCAGACUGGGUCAUCAUCCUGGUGGAAAACAACGACACCAGGAAGAAGAACAAGACCAACAUCCUGCCACGGGCCUCCAUCAUCGACAAGAUCCGCAGUGACUUCUGCAACAAGCAAAACGACAGGUGUGUGGUUCUAUCGGAGCCUCUGAAGGACUCGUCGCGGUCUCAGGAGUCCUGGAGCUCUCUGCUCCUCAAGCUCCGCACGCUGCUGCUCAUGUCCUUCACUAAGAACCUGGGGAAGUUUGAGGACGACAUGAGGACGCUGAGGGAGAAGAGGACGCAGCCCGGCUGGAGCUUCUGCGACUACUUCAUGGUCCAGGAGGAGUUGGCCUUUGUGUUUGAGAUGCUGCAGCAGUUUGAAGACGCUCUGGUCCAAUACGAUGAACUGGACGCUCUGUUCACACAAUACGUGCUCAACUUUGGAGCUGGAGACACGGCGAACUGGCUGGGUUCGUUCUGCGCCCCGGUGCGCUGUUGGAACGGCCUGUUGCUACGGCGACCGAUCGACAUGGAGAAACGUGAGCUGAUCCAGCGUGGAGAGGCCAGUCUGCUGGACCUGCGCAGCUACCUGUUCUCCAGACAGUGCACUCUGCUCAUCUUCCUGCAGAGGCCCUGGGAGGUCACUCAGAGAGCCCUGGAGCUGCUGCACAACUGUGUCCAGGAGCUGAGGCUGCUGGAGGUGUCUGUCCUGGAGGGGGCGCUGGACUGCUGGGUGUUCCUCAGUUGUCUGGAGGUUUUGCACAGAAUCGAAGGCUGCUGUGACCAGGUGCAGCUAGCGGCUAACUGCUCUCACACUGUGGGACUGUGGGCCUACGCUACGGACAAGCCCCCCGCAGAGCCAGAGACGCAGACCGCCCUGGCUUCCCAGACCCUGUGUGGCGGCUGA
Knipowitschia caucasica is the source of this 1194-nucleotide messenger RNA. NCBI's taxonomy places the organism in Eukaryota, Metazoa, Chordata, Actinopteri, Gobiiformes, Gobiidae. The record is from the annotation of a GenBank genome assembly.